AGUUUAACAGCACACAAUCAUACAAUAGCAAACGAUCAGAGGUUUUUUUUUACAAGCGGAAUGUGUUUAAAUUUUGGUUAAUUUAUACCACAAGUAACAAUUAAAGCGCAACUCAGCGUACCCAUUCAAUUUUGAUGAUAGUCAGAUAUUCUCCAUCCACAUUUGAUAAGAGCGCCGAAACAAUGGAGAGCGAAAGAUUUGAUGCAAGUGGCGGCGUGGUGGAGCAGGAUGCGCUGAAGCCAGAGACAGCGCUGCAGCUGGAUAUUGAGGAGCUCGUGUCGAAUAGCAGCGCCGAUGAUACGCCACCCUCGAUGAUCAUUGUCGAGACAUGCAUCAACUCCGUGGAGCCGACGAAUGCGUCCAAGCAAAUCGAAAAGGUCGAAAAGAUCGAGAAGGGCGACAAGGAAGCAGCGAAUGAACAGGCUGGCUGCUCCAUUACGCUGGGCCUCAAGCCGAACGUGCAGUUCCAGCUGCUCUCGACGAACACUGAGAAGCUCAACCAGUCGCUGGCCCACACGGAGGCAGCCCUGGCUGCGGCAAACAUCUCCACGUGCGCCGCAGCCAAGCCGGCGGGCAGCGAACUGGUCAUGGCCCCCGUGCUGCGACGCUGUGCGGACAGUGGAACGCAAUGCAAUAAUUUGAAUCUCGACUGCGAGGCCUCCAACUCGAGCGACUCGAUGCCAUCGAUUGGCUCGCUCGUCUGCCGCAUUUGCCACAAUGCGGAUAAUCCCGAACAACUGGUGUCGCCCUGUUUGUGCAAGGGCUCGCUGACAUAUGUGCACGUGCACUGCCUGGAGCGUUGGAUUAGCACCUCGCGCUGCACAAUCUGCGAACUGUGCCAGUUUCAUUAUAACACGGAACAGACGCUACGCUACACGUGCCUGCAGUCGCUGCGCUUGUGGUACUCGCGUGCUAUGAGCCGGCGUGCACUGCAGGAGGACUGCCAAAUGUUCUCGUUGCUGACGCUGGUUGCAUUCGGCAUUAUUGGCACUUUGCUGGUGGGCAUACAGUACUAUGCGAUGCACACGCAGUCGUGGGGCUUGAGCAAGCUGUGGACCAAGUCUUGGAUGUUGUUCUUCUUGUUUAUGACGAUAACGGUUUAUUUUGCGAAUAUCUACAUGUUAAUCAAAUCACAGUUGACGCCUUGGUAUCGCUGGUGGCAAUCGGCGCGUGAUAUAAAGCUCAUCUUGGAGAAUCGACGACCCUUCCCCAAUCCCAAUCGAGCACAACCCCAACAGCUAACCGUAGACACAGCUUCGACGACAGCCUCAAUGUUCACACAUCACGAUCAGCAGGACAUGCCGCAGCGUUCUUCCCAGCGACGCUUUGGAACGCCCUCAUCGAGUGUCUCCUCGCUGCCGAGAGCCCCGCCCCCCGUCGCUAUGGUGAAGCAGCCUGUGCCAGGCAUGACCAUGGCCAAGCCAGAGGAGCCCACCACUUGCAUCGCAGCGGCCAUGCUCAGCGUUAGUUCAAAAUCAAAUCCAAGUCCCAAUCCGAAUCUCAAUCCCAAGUGCAGCUAUUCUGCUGAUGCUGACGCAAGCGCCGGCUUGCCAAAUGAUAAAAAACAACCACAGCAGCAGCAGCAGCAGCAACAACAGCAACAACAACAGCCGCAGCAGCAUCCGUUGAUGGAGGAGAAGGCAGGCAACUAAGUAGUCUGUAAUGCCCAGUGGACAGUUUGUAAUUAAGGCUUCAAGGGCAAGGCUCCGGGCUGGCUCUCGAAUGUUUGCCUGCCAUUUAUUUAAUGUACUUUCAAUGCUUUUAAUGAACUCAACAGAACCCAAGUUGUCUUAAA
Drosophila arizonae is the source of this 1795-nucleotide messenger RNA. RefSeq lists its product as uncharacterized. Gene Ontology annotation, molecular function: zinc ion binding; ubiquitin-protein transferase activity. Gene Ontology annotation, biological process: protein ubiquitination. The record is from RefSeq and is a predicted model, not a curated record. Lineage: Eukaryota; Metazoa; Arthropoda; Insecta; Diptera; Drosophilidae.